AUGACGGUCUCCGGGCUGACAGCCCCGGGGAGUAGUACGUAUUCAUCAGAUACGCUACAUGUGGGAGAUGGAACAUGGGAUUCAGAGCGCGAUGAUUUCUUGUUGCCCAAUCUCAUGGGUCUGAACUUCGAGACAAUGCAAUACAAUGGCAUGGGAAACCGGUUCAAAGAUAUGACUGGAUACAGAUCAAUGAUUAUCGCUCACGGCAUUAUCGCGGCAAUUGUUUUCUUGGGUCUGGUACCCACCUCAUCGCUCAUAAUCCGAUAUUACUCUCGAUGGAACCCAUUCUGGGCAUUCAAGCUUCAUGCAUGGUUUCAGGUCAUGACACUCCUCUUAUCGACGGUCGUCUUCGUGUUGGGAUGGUUCGCCGUGGGACCUAAGAGAAGUUUGACAAACCCGCACCAUGGAAUUGGUCUGGCAAUCUAUGUCAUGGUCAUUUUUCAGGUUCUGUGGGGAUACUUCGUACAUAAGGUGGAGAGGAAUAAGAUUCGAUCUCGCGUUCCCCUGAAGCUUGUGAUACAUCGGUGGAUGGGUCGUGCAUUGGUUCUACUGGGUAUUGCGCAAAUCCCGCUAGGCCUGACAUUAUACGGCUCUCCUAAGUUACUUUUCGUUCUCUUUGCGCUCGCUGUUUUCGCAUACUUUGUGGCGUAUUUUAUCCUCUCCUACUUGUAUGACGAUGAAGGAUAUCAUCCACCAACGGCAAGCCCCACCAAGGAGGAGGAGGGGGGGUUGGGACAAGCUCUUGCGGCAGGUGGUCUUGCAGCGGGUAUGGCCUCAAUCUUUCGACGUCGUGAGCGAGACCGGCACUCAAGUGGGGGAUAUGAGGAAUCCCGAACAUCUAUUUCAGAGGAAAAGUAUUCCGACGAAGCGUCUCGUAAAGAAAGUGGUGGUUGGGGUAAAAAGAUUCUCGAAAUCGGAGCCCUUGCUGGUGCUGGCUUUCUUGCGAAGAAAUGGUGGGAUCGUCGAAAGGAGCGUGAAGACGAUAGUGAGGCAGGAAGAUACACACCUGCUCAUUCGCGUCACGAUAGCUUCACUGAGGAUUCUCUUAGCCGACUAGAGGACGGCAGGCCCGAACCUUCUCACGUAACACCCCUCCAGCGACCUCCAAGCAGACCACCCAGCAGAACACAGAGUCCUGGCUCAUCAUACUAUUACAACAGCACCUAUCUUACCGAAGACCAAGAAAGACGUCCGUCCCGUGGUAUCAAAGAUGCGAUCCUAGGCGCAGGUGCAUUCGCAGGGUUGAAAAGGAUCUUCGGCGGUCGUCGUAAGAAAGAAGAAGAGGAACAGAGACGACUUGAUGAAAUCCGUGAGCAGGAAGAAGAAGAUGAGCAUCUACAGAGAAUGAACAGCAAGCGACGACCAACCACUGGCGCACCACCACCAGGAGCAGGACCUUAUCCAUCUCGACGCAGACCAAGCUCCUACACAGAAAGUGAUCUCACACCAACCGAUUUAGCCCCUCGUCCACCUCGCCACCCAUCUCGUGGAUCUCUACUUUCCGCUGAGCCUUUAGCCUCGGGUGCAAUUCCUCCUCUAGAGCCAUCGGAACUCACUCUUCUGCCUCCCAGGCCUCCAAUCCACCAUGAACUCUCAGCCGAUUCAAGAUCUGAGCUACCUUUCUCUCAUGAUGGUACCGGACUUGCUGCAGGAGCUGCUGCAGGCGCAGCGGCAGCAGCGGCAUCUGCCUCCACACGUCGCCGCAAUAGCGGUAGUCGUAGUCGUCGCAACAGUGGCAGUGGUAGUCGCGGCCGACAACGCGAGGACGAGGUCGUGUCACCACCAGUAUCCGUAAAGGUGAAGAUGGCCAACGACGGACGACACAUAACGCUCCGACGACUCACAGACGAAGAAGCAUCAGCAAGUCGCGAAGCACGCCGACGAGAACGACGAAACUCACGUCGUCGUGCUGGGAGUGCAGGAUCUCUAUCAGGUGACGAUGGAGACCGACACGCAGACCGAUGGCGUCGUGUUGAAGAGCUGGAGCGAGAACAAGAGCUACAGACAAGACGGGAACAAGCUGCUGCUAUGACUGCUAGUCGACCAUCUAUGGCUCCGUCGGGUAGUGCUGCUCCUUCGCCCAUGCCUGAAGAUUCUCAAGUUAGCUACAGGCCGCCUCCACCUCCUAUUCCCCACCCUGCUGCCUCUGGUAGUGUUCCAUAUGGAAGUGUGAUGUCUCCUGGAACAUAUACUGGUACCGAGGCUAGUGGAUCUUAUGCUAAUAAUCGUCGACGUCGACGUGCGGAGCGUGCUAGAGCUCGACAAGACAGACAGCAACAACAUGGUGUGGAAUUUGAGUGA
Penicillium malachiteum is the source of this 2301-nucleotide messenger RNA. RefSeq lists its product as uncharacterized. The coding region runs from base 1 to 2301 and encodes 766 amino acids. The transcript is spliced from 4 exons. NCBI's taxonomy places the organism in Eukaryota, Fungi, Ascomycota, Eurotiomycetes, Eurotiales, Aspergillaceae. The record is from RefSeq and is a predicted model, not a curated record.